AAAACCGCCGGUUAACCCACUUUUUCCGCGUAAAAUCGCUGUAAAAAGGGCGAAAUUCUUCACAUUUCUGUUCUAUUCCACGUCCUGGACCGACAAACUGCACGGUCUAGGUUCCCGUUGGAGUGGAAAGUGCAAGACGCUUGCAAAACUACACCCAGCCGCAGUACGCCAAGUUUCUCGACGAGACGAGGUGGAAAACCACGAAAAAGGGGUUCUAUUUCCUUUUGCAACGCCCCGGAAACCAAUCAACCCACUCACAGUCAACUCGCGGCAGAGAGCGCGCCAGAAGGCAGGCACAGAGGCCGGCACAGAGGCCGGGGAAUCGGCGGCGGAGGCACACGGGCAAAAGGGCAUCGCGAUCCGCGGAAACCGCACCGGCAAGUAGAAAGCCUCAUCUCUUGUUGUUACGGCUAGGCCAAUCGGCCAGCACCUCAAAUCCGGAACAUCCACAUCCGUCCGGUCCGGGAGAGGUGUUUUGCUUAGCUGAAAAUCUAUAAAAAGUUCGUAACCAUGGAUGAUCAAGUGUGUCCCCGUUGUAAAACCACCAAAUACAGAAAUCCAUCACUAAAGUUGAUGGUGAACGUGUGUGGCCACACGCUGUGUGAAAGCUGCGUUGAGCUUCUGUUCCUCAAAGGAUCCGGCUCCUGCCCGGAGUGUGGUGUGGCGCUAAGGCGGAGCAACUUCCGUGUGCAGCUGUUCGAAGACUCGAACGUCGAUAAGGAGGUACAGAUUCGGAAGCGCAUCCUAAAGGACUUCAACAAAAAGGAGGACGACUUUGCCACGGUGGACGAGUACAACGAUUACCUGGAGAUGAUCGAAGAGAUCGUGUUUAACCUCUGCAACAACAUCGACAUCAUAAACACCAACAAGCGCAUCGAACAGUUCAAGCGAGACAACCGGGAAGUGAUUCUGAAAAACAAAACCAAACUUAGCAAGGAUGAGCUGGAGCUGGAGCAGAUCGUCGAGAUCGAAAAGGAGCAGUUCGAUCAGCGGCGAAAGGAACUGGCGAUGAUCGAGGUCGAGAACAGGAAGCAGAAGACAAAGAACAAGGAGGAGCUGAUCGAUUCACUGAUGGCUAGUUACGAGGAUGCGAACGCUAUUGUGGACAAAUUUGCUCAGAAAACGGCCGAGAAGGUGCAACCGCUAUUACCGAAACCGGCGGCACCCGCGAGCCAGGUACCGAAACAUACCCACUUCUCUUCGGGCAUAGCGACCGGGUUCCAGGGACAGCACGGGUUUAUGGCGGUGCCAAAGCCUGAAGAGGGGCCUCUGUAUGCCUACGAGAAGCAGGAAUUCUCUACCGAUGGUCCGACACCACCAACGCUGGAAGAUGUAAUCAACAACGGAUAUAUUAGGCAUAUACGAACUGAGAAUGUGGCCGAGAAAACGGGUGGAUUCCAAACAAACCUGUCCUGCCUGCGAGCCAUUCAGGAAGCGUUGGCUGGGUUGUAUCACGGUUGAGCCAAACUGUACAGCUUUCGUUGCACGUUAAUAAAAUUACUUUUUGUACUUUAAAUUGUAAA
This is a messenger RNA of Anopheles aquasalis, 1523 nucleotides long. It is a transcript of the gene Mat1, whose product is annotated as CDK-activating kinase assembly factor. The record is from RefSeq and is a predicted model, not a curated record. Gene Ontology annotation, molecular function: cyclin-dependent protein serine/threonine kinase activator activity. Gene Ontology annotation, biological process: nucleotide-excision repair; positive regulation of cyclin-dependent protein serine/threonine kinase activity; regulation of transcription by RNA polymerase II. Lineage: Eukaryota; Metazoa; Arthropoda; Insecta; Diptera; Culicidae. Gene Ontology annotation, cellular component: transcription factor TFIIH holo complex.